CCGCCACCGCCUGCUUGUCAACCCGAGCCUCCUCCUCCGCUUACUGUCCCCUCCCAGCGGGUCUCCCUCCCAUUGCCACUGCAGUGAAAGCCUCGGCAAAGGAGAGAGAGAGAGAGAGAGAGAGAUAGACGGGGAAGAGUGCCUCAAGCUGGGUUUAAAGCGAGGACGAGACCUCAGAGAGCACCACAACCAUAUUUUUUGUAUUUCUCGCCACAACUCGGCGGCCUAUCGACUCCCCCCCCUCCCCCUGCUGUACCUCUUUUCCGUACACAUCGCCUGGAUUUCAUCAUCCGACCUGCAAGAUGGGAAAUGAAGCCAGCUACCCCCUGGAGAUGUGCUCGCAUUUUGAUGCUGAUGAGAUUAAGAGGCUAGGAAAGAGAUUUAAGAAACUCGACCUAGAUAACUCUGGCUCACUCAGUGUGGAGGAGUUCAUGUCACUGCCGGAGCUCCAACAGAACCCACUGGUCCAGAGGGUCAUCGACAUAUUUGACACAGACGGGAACGGAGAGGUGGACUUUAAAGAGUUCAUCGAGGGAGUCUCACAGUUCAGCGUCAAGGGAGACAAGGAACAGAAGCUUCGAUUUGCUUUCAGGAUCUACGACAUGGACAAGGACGGCUACAUCUCCAACGGCGAACUCUUCCAGGUGUUGAAGAUGAUGGUAGGCAACAACUUGAAGGACACGCAGCUCCAGCAGAUCGUGGACAAGACCAUUAUCAACGCAGACAAGGACGGAGACGGCAGGAUAUCUUUUGAAGAGUUCUGUGCAGUGGUCGGUGGUCUCGAUAUACACAAAAAGAUGGUGGUGGACGUGUGAGCGCUCCUCCACUUGCUGACACCCCGCCACCACCACCACACACAUACACAUACACACACACACACACACACACACACAUGCACCCCUUCCUCCUCGACAGCCGCUUUCUCCACCAUCUCUGAAGAUCUGCUCGAGACGCCCAGCCAAAUGCUCUCUGUGUAACUCAAUGGAAGUAUUCUCUCUCUCUUCUCGCUCUCUGUGAAGCCACUUUUUCUUUCAAAAACCACAGGCCUCGUGAAGCCAACUUUGAAGUGUUAUUGAACUAGAAAUCCUCUCAGUAACCCGGUCGUAGCACUUUAUGAGACUGAAGGACAUCUAUUUGUCAUUUGCAAGAGCAUCUCUGAUUUUGGAUGAGGGGGGAGAAAGGGGGCGCAGUGGAGAGGCUGGUUGGCUUGUUCAUAUUUCAUAUUUCAUCCUUCCUGUUUUUUUGUUUUUGUUUUUUUUUUUGUUAAUUGUUAUUUUUGAUAUUUAUUUUUUGUUCUUGUCUUUUAUAAAGAAGAAAAAUACAAGUAUAUCUAUGGUUGUCUUGUGAGUGGAAGUGUAUAGUAUUUUAACACUUGACUUACAGUACAACUCAAAAGUAGGGUAUGAAGUGCCAACCAGAACAUAUCCAGAAACCAGUCCAAGUUAUUACCCACCAUCACCACUGUCAUUCAUGCCGGACAGAUAGGCUCGUGAAACUUCCAACUGCGAGUCAUAUAUAAAUUUCUGAUUUUCUGACUUUGUGUCCUCUGUUAAGCUUACAUACAGCAGUUUGGUGUAGAUCAAUAAAAGCUUCCAGUCACUCUUAGAAAGGCAAUUCAUGUUUCUCUUUUUUUUGUGAUAAGAUUUCUAGUUUUACUCAUACUGAAGAAUGUGUUUAUGUUGUUGGAGAUUAUCGUUGUUUUCUGUCAUGAAAUUAAAGGUAGAUGAAUGCCAAGAAAAUGUCUUUCCAAAAUAAUUUGUGGCUCCAAACUGGUUCAUGGUUUACGCUUGAUGAGGCAUUUUGCGUUGGACAGCGUGCAUCUGUAAGACAAUCUGCAAUGCAAAGAAAAGCUCUGCACUCACACUGACAAAUGGACUGAAUUCAUUCAAACUUCUUGCGUUUAAAUGUUAAGAACAGAGGCUGGACAGACGUGGCUACGACCUGAGAGUAAUAGUAUGAGAGUGAAUAAUGGUGAGAUUAUACAUUGUUUGUGCGAGUAUAUAGCAAUUUAAGAGACUUAUCUGCAGGCAGCAUUUCUUAACCAAUAUGUGUAUAUUAGGUAAUCAAUGUGUGCUCAUCUUCCUUAACAGGAAGAGAAGGCUUUGUUUCUGCUUUACAGGAGCCCUUCUUAAUACUUAACUUUUCUUAGUACAGCGCAGGACGGGUCUGUUUUCUUUAAAGCACCACAAACACUUAAACGCGUUGGUAUGAUCAGCGUGCAGUGGGAGAGGCUGUAUAAUGUAGUUUUUUUUUUUUCUCUUUUUUCCCAAAGUGUACAUUUCAAAAGUUGGCUUCUUCUUCCACUUUUUUCCGUCACAAUCACCUCAUUUUCUCCCCCUCCCACCCACUAAUGCGAACAGGGAGAAAAACAAAUUCAACCAAAUUUUAAUUUCUAUGGGGAAAAAUGCUUCCCACUAUAAACUGCAUCAGGAUAGCUUUUUCUUUUGCUUUGGAGGCCGACUGCUGGUUUGAACAGGAGUUUUCGGUCAGAGAUGUGACUCUGGAGUGCUCUGUUGUCCUUUUAUCCCAAAGCUCUGCACGGCUUGGGCCUCCCUGUGCUUGCAUGACAUGGAAAUAUAUUUUUUGUUGUGCAUGUAGAUCAAUUUUUGAAAUAAUCCUCUUGUUUACACAUGGAUGGUGAUGUUAAUAUAUUUAAAAAUUUAAUGGUAUACAAUAUGGAUGUUGCCAAACUUUGGUAAAUGUACACAUAUUAUGAGAGGUAAUCCAAAUGAACUGAACUACAUAUAACUUUUUGUAUUUUACCCGGGUCAGCAAGAUGCUUCUAUUCCAGUAAAAGUUGCAUAUCUGAUCCUGUCUCAAACUGCCACACACUGUACUCAGCUUAAAGGGGAAAAUUUGAUGUUUUUUUUUCCUUUCUUUUGUAUAUAAGUAUUUGUUAAAUGCAGUUCUGGCUCUCUGUUCUCUGUAUAGUUCAGACCACGCUUUAGUUUGUAAGAGCUACCUUUUCUCUGAGGGACUUUUUAGUUUGUGUGGGGAUAUCUGAGAAGAUUUAAGUUUGAGAACCAUUUUUUUCCUUUUUCUGCAUGCUGCAUCUUAUGCUGUGGGACUGUUGGAAACUUGAUACUGUAUGAAAAUUAAAUAAAAUUUAAAUAAACUUUGAAAUGUUGAAAGUAAAA
Messenger RNA from Scatophagus argus, 3137 nucleotides. RefSeq names its product protein phosphatase 3, regulatory subunit B, alpha a (gene ppp3r1a). Gene Ontology annotation, molecular function: calcium-dependent protein serine/threonine phosphatase regulator activity; calcium ion binding. The record is from RefSeq and is a predicted model, not a curated record. NCBI's taxonomy places the organism in Eukaryota, Metazoa, Chordata, Actinopteri, Scatophagidae. The transcript has 6 exons. The coding region runs from base 303 to 815 and encodes 170 amino acids.